UUUAAUUCUGAAUCGUCAAACUCAGAUGUUAAACAGCUGCCCGUGGAGGGAUGUCAGGACUGCAUUGUCCUAUAAGUGGUGCUACCGUGUUGUGUAGAGGGGUUUGAGGCUCAGAAAUUGACACCCAUUAGCCCCUGGUAGGUUCUUCCAAGGCAAAUUGGUUCUGGGGGAGGGACCAGACACAGAAUGAUUUUGGUGCUGCUGCCAUGUUGGCCAGGGCUCCCAUGGAAAACAAGUCAUGUGAUCUGAAUGGCAUUCGCCUGGUUAAAUAAAGGUUAAAUAACAAAUUAAGGAAAAAGAAAACCCCAAUGAAAACAAUAAAAGGACAGUGGGGCUACCAUCUGGAGGGGUCAGCAGUGGACAGGAGCAGGUGUGUCGCCCCCUGGUGGUGGGAGCAUGGAAUGUCACCUCUCUGGUGGAUAAGCAACCUGAGCUGGUGCAGCAGAUGGAGCAGUUAUAUUUGGGCUCACCUCCAAGCACCACAAGGGUUUUGGAACUAAACAAAUUCAGAGGGUUUGGGCUCCUUUUCCUAAAUUUCCCAGGAGGAGAGGUUUCAGGCAGGUGUGUGGUGAGAACUGUCAACUGAUCGCCACCUGAUGAUGGAUCAGAUGGAAGGCUGCCGGACAGACCUGCUAAAUGCAAACAUGUAAUGAGAACAAAGUGGGAAUGUCUGGCAGAGGCUCCGGUCAGUGGGGUCUUCAACCACCAACUCCACUAGAGUUUCUCUGGCCUCCCUGGAGAGGUUGGGGAAUCUGAGUAGGCCAUGUUCAAACCCUCCAUUGCUGAAGCUACUGUAAGGAACUGUGGGUGGGGGGACUGUUGAAGACUCCACAGAGCCCUUAUCAGUUGUAAAGGUUGCUGAGGUAGUCAUAGUCCAGAAGCUUCUUGGUGACAGAGUGCCAGGUGUGGAUGAAAUCCACCCUGAGAUGCUGAAGGUUCUGGAUAUUGUUGGACUGUCUUGGCUGACAUGUCUCUACAGUGUAGUGCGGGUAUCUGGUACAGGGCCUGUGGAGUGGCAGACCAAGAUGGUGGUUCCCAUUUUUAAAAACAGGUCCAGAGAGUGUGUUCCAACUAUUGGGGUAUCAGACUUUCAGCCUCCCUGGGAAAGUUUACUGUAGGGUGCUGGAAAGGAAGUUCCAAAAUAAUUGUCAAACCUUGGGGUUCAGGAGGAGCAAUUAGGAUUCCAUCCUGGUCGUAGAGCAGCUGAACAGCUUUUUACUCUUGCAGAGCUGCUGAGGGGGUCAUAAGAGUUCGAACAGCCAGUCUACAUGUCCACAGCAUGGAUCUGGAAAAGUCCUAUGGUUGUAUACCCAGAGGGAUUCUGUGGGGGGUGCUGGGGGAGUACGGGGUACCGGGCUUGUUGAUAUGAGCCAUUCAGUUCCUCUGUGACCAAAGUGACACAUUUCCAGUGGGUGUUGGACUCCUCCAGUACGGCCCCUUGUCUCCAAUCCUGUUUGUGGACAGGAUCUCAAGGUGUAGCCGGGGCGAGGAGGGUGUCCAGUUCGGGGACUUCAGGAUCGCAUCUCUACUUGUUGCAGAUGAUGUGGUUCUGCUGGAUCCUCCAGGAAGUACUGGGAAUUCUUGUCUGGAGGAGGGACAUCUGGAAUGACCUGAUUCAUCUACUGCCUUCUUGACCCGACCCCACAUAGGUGUAAGAAGAUGGAUGGAUGAUGGAUGAUGAUGGAUGGAUGAUGAAUGUAUGAAUGAUGGAUGGAUGAUGGAUGGAUGAUCAGUGGAAUCCGCAGCUCUUACCUUUAUUUUGUGAAUUCUACUGUAUCAGAGCUCUCUAGCAGUUCACUGCUUUGACUGGUCAGAAUGAUGUCAGAUGAUGAUGUUAGAUGUUGCCAUAAACAGGAGAACCUUGUGCUUUCUGGUUCUACCAAGAACAGAGGUCUCUGCGGACAUCUCACACUGUUCCACAUGGCUUCAUGUUUGACAGAUGAUGUGGUUCCAGUGCCAGAGCCUCGUCCAAUUAAAUUCUACCAACAGAUGCUCCAAUCAACCCUCCAGGACAAGUUUCUGUGUUUACAGGAGGGCUGGGCAUCAGAUCAGCAGCGUCUGGUCGAUAUCUACACGGAGCUGUACAUCACCGCCGGCUUCCACGUCCACGUCAACAUGCAGCAUGAGGUCCGACAGAUCGAGAAGGCCUGGAAACCAGCGGACACAGAAGAAACCAUAAAAAGCAGAGACAUUUUCAAAUAUCCCCCCGGACGAUACAGACCCAUCAGAACAGUGCUAACCAAUGGGAUUGCAGGGAUUGGAAAAACCUUCCUUGUGCACAAGUUUGUGUUGGACUGGGCUGAACAAAGAUCCAAUCAGGACGUGCAUCUCCUUUUCCCCUUCACCUUCCGGCAGCUGAACUCUCUGCAGGGACAAGAGUUCAGUUUGGCAGAGCUCAUCCAUCACUGCAUCCCAGAAAGCGUUGGCAUCACCGUGGAGGCUCUGAACUACAUCUUCACAGCGCUGCAGUCAUCAGGAAAUGGAAACUACGACAAGAGCCACUUCAAGCUGCUGUUCGUGUUCGACGGCCUGGAUGAGAGCCGUUUCCAUCUGGACCUUCGAGCUGACGACAUUCGCUCCAUCGACGCAACAAAGUCGACCAAAACAGACGUCCUGCUGAGGAAACUCAUUGGUGGAAACCUGCUGCGCUCUGCUCGCAUCUGGAUAACCACACGGCCUGCAGCAGCCAAUCAGAUCCCUCCACAGCUGGUCAGCAUUAUGACGGAGGUCAGAGGGUUCACUGACCCACAGAAGGAGGAGUACUUCAGGAAGAGAUCCAGAGAUGAGGAGCAGGCCAGCAGCAUCAUCUCCCACAUGAAGAAUUCACGAAGCCUCCACAUCAUGUGCCACAUCCCAGUGUUCUGCUGGAUCACUGCUACAGUUCUGGAGGAGCUGCUGAGAACCACAAAGGGAGGAGAUCUGCCCAGAACCCUGACUGAGAUGUACUCAGAGUUCCUGGUGUUCCACAUGGAUAGAACCAAAGAGAAAUAUGGCCCAGAGAGCUGUAUCCGCUACAUCAAGACUUUGGCAAAAGUGGCUUUCGAGCAGCUGGAGAAGGGCAACCUGAUCUUCUACGAAAAAGAUCUGAGACAGAGUGGCAUGGACAUGAGCGAAGCCUCGGUGUGCUCAGGAGUGUUCACGGAGAUCUUCAAAGCAGAGCGUGGAUGGACCGACAGAGACAAGAUGUUCAGCUUCGUCCAUCUGAGCGUUCAGGAGUUCCUGGCUGCUCUCCAUGUGAGGAUGUCACUCAUCAACGACAACAGAAACGUGUUGCCGUCACCGCGAUUGUCGCUGCGCAACCUGCCGCUGCUUUUAGGCAGCAAGUCUGCCACAAAGAUCCACAGGGUUUUCAUCGACAAGGCCUUACAGAGUCCAAACGGACACCUGGACCUGUUCCUGCGCUUCCUCCUGGGUCUGUCGCUGCCGACCAAUCAGGAGAAACUACAGGACCUGCUGGUAAAGAUGGAGGACAGCUCGCAGACCAAUCAGAAAACGGUGGAGUACAUCAAGAAGAAGCUCAGCGAGGAUCUGAGCGCAGAGCGAAGCAUCAACCUGUUCCACUGUCUGAAUGAGCUGCAGGACGGCUCUCUGGUGGCUGAGAUCCAACAGUCCCUGAGGACGGGACGUCUGUCCACCCAGCAGCUGUCUCCGGCCCAGUGGUCAGCUUUGGGCUUCAUCCUGCUGUCGGCUCACAAACAUCUGGACCACUUCAGCCUGAAGGACUAUUCUGCUACCGAGGACGCUCUGCUGAGGCUGCUGCCGGUGGUCCAGAGCUGCAGCCGGGCCGAGCUGAGUUUGUGUAACCUCUCAGAGAGAAGUUGUGCAGUUCUGUCCUCCGUCCUGCAGUCGUCCUACAGCCUGAAGCUUCUGGACCUGAGCAACAACCAGCUGCAGGAUUCAGGAGUGAAGCGUCUUUGUGAUGGACUGCAGAGUCCAAACUGUCACCUGGAGACUCUCAGGCUGUCAGGUUGUCACAUCACACAGGAAGGUUGUAGGUUUCUGGCCUCGGCUCUGAGCUCCAACCAUCACCUGAAAGAACUGGACCUCACAUACAACCAUCCAGGAGAGGAGGCAGAGAGGCUGCUGUCUGCUGUUCUGCAGGACCACACCUGUACGCUCAGGUUGGACCACGGUGGAGAACAGAGGCUGAGGCCUGGUCUGAAGAAAUACUUCCGUGAACUCAAACUGGACCCGAACACGGCUGGCAGACACCUGGUUCUGUCUGACGGCAGCAGCAGGGCGACGUGGGUGGAAGAGGAGCAGCUGUACCCCGACCAUCCGGACCGGUUCCACCCCUGGGGCCAGCUGCUGUGUUCCACUGGUCUGACUGGGCGCUGCUAUUGGGAGGUGGACUGGGAGGGCUGGGUUUACGUGGCGGUGACCUACAGAGGAAUCGGGCGGACAGGAAGCAGCAGUGAAUGCUGGUUCGGGUUCAACGACCGGUCCUGGAGCAUUCGCUGCUCCAACCAGGGCUUCUUCGCAUGGCACAACAACCAGAGGACGGAGCUGCCGUCGGCCUCAGGGUCCCACAGAGUAGCGGUUUAUGUGGACCAUCCGGCUGGAAUCGUGUCCUUCUACGGGGUCUCCGACCGUCUGGUCCACCUCCACACCUUCAGCAGCACCUUCACCGAGCCGCUGUACACCGGCUUCAGGAUCCGGAGCGACUCUUCAGUGUUUCUGUGUUCGCUACAGGAGGAGGAGAAACGCUGAAGAUCAGUUCAGCUCCAGGAAAAGUCUUGCUAGUUUACCAGAAAUCUCACAUUGACUUGUUUCUUAUUUGGUCUGAAGUCGUUCUGUUGUUUUGAGAAAAGUAUGAACACAUACAGAAACUGUAUGUUCAUAAAAAGGUGUCCAUAAGCAGAGAAAGGACCCAAAAUGUUCACUGAUAUUAACUAAUGUGUUCAUGUAGAAUGUUCAUUUAAAGAUAAACUUCAGCUCUAAUGCCAAUCCCCCUGAUGAAGAUCAGCCUUCUGCUGAUGGUUUUAGGUUUUAAUCCUCCUUCAUUAUUCCAUUUACUUUGUGGAAAGAUCCAGUUCCACAGAGCAUGAUACUGCCACCUCCAUGCUUGGUGGUAGGUUUGGGGUUCUUGGGGUUAAAAAAAAAACGUCUGAAACUGGUCUUUAAAAGGUCUAGAACCAGGACCAAAAUCAAACCUAAACCAGUUAAAAAGGUUUAGAACCAGUCUGAAUAGAGUCUGAGACCCGUCUUCAAAAAGUCUAAAACCAGCACAGAAUCAGGACCAAAACCAAACUGAAACUACUCCUGAAAAAGUCCAAGACCCAACCAAGACCAUCUGAAACCAGUCCUCAUCCAGGACCAGAUCCAGAGUAAAAUAAAUCCUAAACCAACUUUAAGAAGUUUUAGAAAAACUUGUUUUUAGCCAAGUAAAUCACUUUUUAAAUCAGAGCAACAUUUUAGAGAUGCAUCAGUCUGGUUCUCGGAUGAAUCACAGCACAGAGACAACCCUCUUAAAGAUUUUAAAUGAUAUCAGGUGGAACUUAGAUAAUCAUAAACUCACAGUCUUAUUACUGCUGGAUCUGACAGUAGACCAUCACAUUUUAUUAAACAGACUAAAGCACCUGGUUGGCCUAUCUGGUACUGUUUUGAAUGGUUUGACUCUUACCUUACUGAUUGAAGCUUCUUUGUAAGUUUGGAUACAAGUUCCUCAGGAACCCAUGAGAUAAAGUAUGGGGUCCCCCAGGGGUCAAUUUUAGGUCCAGUCCUUUAUAAUCUUUACAUGCUUCCCCUGGGGGACGUCAUCAGGAGGCACUGCAUCAGCUUCCAUAGCUAUGCUGAUGAUACACAGCUGUACAUUGCCGUGUCUCCUGAUGACACGGGGCUGAUUGAUGCCCUUUUUAGCUGUAUUUCAGAUAUUCAGUCAUAGAUGGCAGUGAAUUUCCUACAGCUCAACCAGGGCAAAACAGAGAUUUUAGUCAUUGGUCCUGAGCACCAGAGAAACUUUUACCAAAACUAAAGGAUUUUAAACCAUCACUAUCUGUUAAAAAUUUGGGCGUAAUCUUUGACUCUGAGCUUUCUUUUAUUCCACAUAUUAAAAACAUAACAAAGAUUGGUUUUUACCAUCUUAAGAAUAUAGCCAGAGUCCGUCCGUUUCUGUCUCAGGCGAGCACAGAGGUGCUGAUGCUUUUAUAUCUUGUCGUUUGGAUUGCUGUAAUGCCCUGCUCUCUGGUCUUCACAAAAAAAGUAUAUCGAAUCUUCAAUUAUUACAAAAUUCAGCUGCACGAGUGCUGACGAGGACCAGAGGGCGGGAACACAUUACAGCAGUUUUAAAAUCGCUGCAUUGGCUCCCCGUGCGCUUCAGGAUCCAUUUUAAGGCUCUAUUAUUAGUUUCUAAAUGUUUUAAUGGUCUUGGGCCUUCUUAUUUAUCAGACUUACUUUUACCGUAUCAACCCUCUGGAGCGGGCCUUUUAUCUGUACCACAGGUUAGAUCUAAAACACACGGGGAGGCGGCAUUCGGUUACUAUGGUCCCCGUUUGUGGAACAGCCUGCCGGAGAACCUCAGGGCUGCAGAGACUGUUGAUGUUUUUAAAAAGAGGAUCAAGACUCAUCUUUUUAACCAGACCUUCAACUAGUUUUGAUAAUUCUUAACCCUUCUUCUUAUGCUUUUUAUUAUUAUUAUUUAUUAUUACUCAAUUUUGAAC
Acanthochromis polyacanthus (spiny chromis) is the source of this 6659-nucleotide messenger RNA. Its product is annotated as NACHT, LRR and PYD domains-containing protein 3-like. The record is from RefSeq and is a predicted model, not a curated record. The transcript is spliced from 5 exons. Lineage: Eukaryota; Metazoa; Chordata; Actinopteri; Pomacentridae. Bases 1816 to 4710 code for a protein of 964 amino acids. Gene Ontology annotation, molecular function: protein binding.